Molecule: messenger RNA, 5064 nt
Organism: Thamnophis elegans (Western terrestrial garter snake)
Lineage: Eukaryota; Metazoa; Chordata; Lepidosauria; Squamata; Natricidae
Gene: MEGF6
Product: multiple EGF like domains 6
Exons: 30
Coding region: 1-4950 (1649 amino acids)
Molecular function (GO): calcium ion binding
Source: RefSeq, a predicted model, not a curated record
AUGCGAGGAAGAGCGGAGGGGCUUCGGGCGUUGGUGUUUUUGUGGCUGGUGGUCUGGAUUGGGGACCCCCGCCCGGCUUCCGCGCUGCACUAUCGGUACCUCUGGAAGAGCUGCCUCCCCUGCUACGGGGGGCAGGCGGGUUACGGCGGGGGACGCUCGGAGAGCAGGCCAGAGGUUGACGAGUGCCAAACUCACAACGGAGGCUGCCAGCACAGAUGUGUCAACACCCCGGGGAGCUAUCACUGCGAGUGCCAGCCAAGAUUUCGUCUCCAUGCGGACGGCAGGACGUGUCUCCCUGGCAACCCCUGUGCCAUCAACAACGGAGGCUGCGAACACGACUGCGUGCAGCUGACCUUCUCCCACCACCGAUGCCAAUGCCGGCCGAAUUACCAGCUGAAAGAGGACGGCAAGCACUGCGUGGUGAAGAAUCCAUGCGCUACCCACAACGGAGCCUGCAUGCACAAAUGCCACAACCACAACGGGCUGGCGCGUUGCGAAUGCCACCCGGGCUACCGACUGGCGCCGGAUCGUAAAACCUGCCAAGAUGUAGACGAAUGUGUGACGGGCCUGGCCUUGUGUGCCCAUCAAUGUCUGAACACUCCGGGCUCCUAUCAAUGCUUGUGCAACCUUGGCUACGAACUCGGGGCAGAGGGCAAGCAGUGUUACCGGGUGGAGAUGGAAAUUGUCAACAGCUGCGAAACCAACGGGGGAUGCUCCCACUUGUGCCAUCACACCAGCAGCGGCCCCGUCUGCAGUUGCAAUUUCGGAUACAGCUUGGAUGAAGACCAAAAGACUUGCAUCGAUACUGACGAAUGCAACGCCGGGUCUCACUGCUGUCAGCAAGGGUGUUACAACUACCCUGGGGGUUACGAGUGUGUUUGUUACGCCGGCUACCUGCUCAACCCCACGGGUUGUGGUUGCGAUGAUGUGGACGAGUGUUCGGCGAAUAACGGGGGCUGUGAACAUUUGUGUCGGAAUCUGGUCGGCUCCUUUCUCUGCAGCUGCCGGAUUGGGUUCAAAUUAGGCGAGGAUCGCAGAAGCUGCCUGGACCUUGAGGAGCCCACGGAGGCCGUGAAUGGACGGCGGCCCGUGAUGCGUCCGCUCCCCCACGUGGCUCUUUUCCACGAUGGGCUGACCCCGUUUUUGGAGGAAGACUACGAGGAUGAAGAGGGGGAAGGAGCCGAGGCCAGAGGAGAGCACACCGUUGUGGAGAAGUUCAUCUGCCUGAAUGCCACCUUCGGCCCCGACUGCAGCCUGUCCUGUGAGGGAUGCCAGAAUGGCGGCCGGUGCAACCAGAACCAGACCGGCUGCCUCUGUCCAGACGGCUGGACGGGGGUCUUGUGCAACCAAACCUGCCCCAAAGGGAAUUUUGGGAAGAACUGCAGCUCGCUCUGUCUCUGCCAAAACGGAGGCAGCUGCCAUCCUGUGACGGGGACCUGCCUCUGUCCCCCCGAGGCCGCCGGGGACCGGUGCGAAGAUGUCUGUCCCAGAGGAUUUUUCGGAAAACACUGCCGGAAAAAAUGCCACUGUGCCAACCGGGGACGAUGCCACCGGGUUUUCGGCACUUGCCUGUGCGACCCGGGACGCUACGGGCGUUUCUGUCACCUAGCUUGCCCGAAGUGGGCGUACGGGAUUGGCUGCUUGAGAGAGUGCCGUUGCGUGCAAGCCAACACACAACACUGCGACAAGCGAGACGGCACUUGUGUUUGCAAGCCCGGGCAUCGAGGGGAAAGGUGCCAAUCGGCGUGUGACCCGGGCCAUUUCGGACCAGGCUGCAGGCACAAGUGUGGCUGUCCCCCUGGCGUGGCCUGUGACCCCGUGAGCGGAGUGUGUCUCCCGCAGUGUCCUCAGGGCUAUUACGGAGAGAAGUGCCAACAAGAAUGUCCUGAAGGAAAAUUCGGAACGAAUUGUCUUCAUUCCUGUUCUUGUAACGGUUCCCCUUGCGGUCGGGUGACUGGGGAAUGCCGCUGCGUAACUGGGAGGACUGGGAAGUCCUGCGACCAAGAAUGCCCUGAAGGCUACUGGGGAGAUGGGUGCCAGCGGCUGUGCCCGGAAUGCCAGAAUAAUGGCCGUUGUGAUCCCGUCACUGGUGUGUGCUUGUGCCCUUCGGGAUAUACAGGGAGCCGUUGUCAAGAAGUCUGCCCACCUGGCUGGUUUGGCCCAGGAUGCCAACAUCGGUGUGACUGUGAGAACGAAGGGGAUUGUGACCCCCAAACGGGGAGGUGUCGCUGUGCCCCCGGAUGGACCGGCUCCCACUGCCAAAGAGGUGAGAAGAGGGACACCAAUGGCUUUAAUUCUUCCUCCUUUGGGCCUUUUGCAGCCUGCCAGAUGGGCUCCUGGGGGCCCGACUGCAGCCGUGCCUGCAACUGUUCGGGGGCCGAAGGCGGCUGCAGUGCGGUGACCGGCCAGUGCCGGUGCGAAGACGGUUACGUCGGCCUGCGCUGUGAUCAGAGUGAGUCCCCUCCUUCCUGGUCCUUGAACCCCAAGUUCUUUUGGGUCUGUGGGUGCCCUUCAGCCGAGAGGGGGGGGCCUGUUUAUUCCUCUUCUUCCUCCCAAGAGUGCCCCGAAGGCUGGUUUGGUCCCAACUGCCUCCAGCGAUGCCAGUGCCACCACCAAGGAGUCUGUGACCAUGUGGGCGGUGCCUGCGUCUGCACCCCAGGCUGGAGGGGAACAUUUUGUGAGCGGGCUUGUCCCAGCGGCUUUUUCGGGGUGGACUGCCAGCACGCCUGCCGCUGCCUCAACGGAGCCCGCUGUGAUCCCGCCACGGGCCACUGCCACUGCGCCGUGGGCUGGAUCGGGCCACACUGCAACCAAAGUGGGUCUCCUGGCGCUUGCCCAGCUGACCGCUACGGCGAGAACUGCACCCAGGAAUGCCUCUGUGCCAACGGAGCCUCGUGCCACCCUGUCACGGGGCGAUGCCUGUGUGCACCAGGAUGGGUUGGCGCCACUUGCCAACAAGGGGGAAGCUGGGUUUGCUUAACGACCGCGUGGCUAGGUGAUUCACUUAACAACUGCGGCAAGAAUGGUCGGGAAAGGGGUCUAAACUCCACGGCCUGGCUUCGCGAUGGAAAGGUUGGGCUCACUCGGCGUCGUAAGUCAGAGGACUCGCUGUAUCUCUUUUCUUCAGAGUGCGUCGAAGGAAAACAUGGGCUGGGCUGCCAAGAGAGUUGCGAUUGUGUGAAUGGAGGCCGGUGUGACCCAAAGAGUGGACGCUGUCUUUGCCAGGAUGGCUGGACCGGUGAAAAGUGCCAGGACGCCUGCCUGCCCGGUUCCUUUGGGAAGGACUGUACCACGAAGUGCGACUGUCCCUCGGGCUCCCCUUGCAACCACAUCACCGGCCAGUGCGGCUGCCCUCCUGGCUUCACCGGACACGGGUGCGAAAGGCCUUGCCCCCCUGGCACCUUCGGUCUGGGAUGCGCGCACAUUUGCCAGUGCGCGGGUGCGAAUCACGACUGCCACCCGGUGAGUGGGAGGUGCCUCUGCGCCCCGGGAUACCACGGCAACGGCUGCAAGCAGAGUGAGUUUACACGCGGGUGUUCAAAUGGGGGCAAAUUUGGGGGUGUUUGUGGGCGGGAGAAAAGAGAAAUCCUGUGGCAGGCUGUUCCACUGGCUAAUGGUUCGUUUCCAUCCCACGGCUUUUCAGAGUGCCCGCCGGGACGCUACGGGCCGAAUUGCGAGGGAUUGUGUCAGUGUAAGAAUGGCGGUCGUUGUGUGGCCACAACGGGGGCGUGUGAGUGUCUGGCUGGAUACAUCGGCGCCGAUUGUAACGUAGCUUGUCCGAGGGGACGUUAUGGGACCGACUGUGCCCGUCCCUGUCGGUGUGGUGAAAAUGUCCCAUGUCACCCGGUGUCUGGUUCCUGCCUUUGUCCCCCAGGGAAGUUCGGUCCCGAAUGCGAAAACGGUGAGUCCCCGCUCGGUUUUCAUUUGACUGGGGAGGGUGGGUAUUGGGGGCAUCUCAUCAUAUGCGCCCUCGAUGGGGAAGGGGCUUCCCGGCUUGGGAAGUCGACGGAAUGGGGUCUCUCGCAUGGUUUGGCUCACCUCACAGGGCUGUGGUUGCGAUCCUGCCGGGGUCAACCAUUUCAUAAGCACAGAGGGAGACUCGGGGCCCGCUUCGCAGGGAUGUCGCGCGAGCAGCUGUGUCCACUUUGUUCAGUUUCUAACAACGGAGCAUCCUGCACGCGGGUUAGAUUAGAUGACCUCAGGGGGUCCCUCCCAAGCGAAGGAUUCCUGUGCAUUAUGCAUUCAGCGGGGGCUUCCUUCAAUGUUUUUGGGGGUCUUUGCGUUCCAUCGAGAGCCGCAUCCGACCCACAGUUGUGGGGGGGUUCAGCGUCUCCCGCUUUCGCUUCUCCAACAGACUGCCCGGCCAAUCGUUACGGGUUCAACUGUAGCCAGGUGUGCGCCUGUCAAAAUGGCGCCCUGUGCCUGCCAGAAGAUGGAGCCUGCCUCUGUGGGCUCGGAUGGACCGGGAUCUGGUGUGAAAAAGGAUGCCCUCCGGGGAAAUAUGGGUCCAACUGUCAGCUGAACUGUACUUGCCAAAGCAACGGGAUUUGUGAUCCGGCCACGGGGAUCUGUCGGUGCGGGAAAGGCCAGUACGGGAAUCAAUGUGAACACGCCUGCCCAGCUGGAUUCCACGGGAUCGCCUGUCGGGAGCGAUGCAGCUGCCAAAACGGCGCCUCGUGCGAUCCGCGAUCCGGGGAGUGUCUUUGUCGGCCGGGUUUUGGCGGCCGCUACUGCGAAAAAGGCUGCGACGCAGGGAGAUACGGAGAAAAAUGCCAACGGGCGUGUGAUUGCGAAGGAGAAGCCCCGUGCGAGCCCUCCACCGGCCGCUGUCUCUGCCCUCCGGGGAAAACGGGAGCCAGGUGUGACCUUGGUGAGUGUGCAAAUGGAUCAGUGGAGAACAAUUGCAGUUGGAUUGUGGGGGUGGGGGGGAAAUGCAAUGAGAACAAUUAACCAGUGGAACGGCUUGCCACCAGAAAUCAUGGGUGCUUCAUCACAGGAGGGUUUUAUAGAAAAGACUGAAUAGGCACCUGCCUGAAAUGGUGGGCCCCUCCUGCUUGAGCAGGG